Messenger RNA from Hyalella azteca, 693 nucleotides. RefSeq names its product keratin-associated protein 4-3-like. NCBI's taxonomy places the organism in Eukaryota, Metazoa, Arthropoda, Malacostraca, Amphipoda, Hyalellidae. The transcript has a single exon. Bases 1 to 693 code for a protein of 230 amino acids. The record is from RefSeq and is a predicted model, not a curated record.
AUGAUAUUAGCCCGCAGGAUCAAGGGCAAGGCCACGCUAGGCCUCCAAAUGAACCCACCUCAGCCCUUUAUUGGACACUUAAUGUCGGCGUGCGGUGGCUUGCACAACGAGUGUGAUCCUCAAAACCUGGAAAUUGUCCAGGUCUGCCCGCACGCUGCUCUGCUAACCCAGCGCUUCCCUCUCGCUGCCCUGCCGGCCCAGUGCUGCCCUCACGCUGCUCUGCCGGCCCAGUGCUGCCCUCACGCUGCUCUGCCAGCCCAGUGCUGCCCUCGCGCUGCUAUGCCGUCCCAGCGCUGCACUGCCAGCCCAGUGCUGCCCUCACGCUGCUCUGCCGGACCAGUGCUGCCCUCACGCUGCUCUGCCGGCCCAGUGCUGCCCUCACGCUGCUCUGCCGUCCCAGUGCUGCCCUCUCGCUGCUAUGCUGUCCCAGCGCUGCUCUGCCGGCCCAGCGCUGCUCUGCCGGCCCAGUGCUGCCCUCACGCUGCUCUGCCGGCCCAGUGCUGCCCUCACGCUGCUCUGCCGUCCCAGUGCUGCCCUCGCGCUGCUAUGCCGUCCCAGCACUGCCCUCACGCUGCUCUGCCGGCCCAGCGCUGCCCUGCCGUCCCAGUGCUACCGUCGCGCAGCAAUUCUGAGCUAAUGCUACCCUCAUGUAGUAUGCGGACCUGCUGCUGCCCUCAAGCUGAGCAGCGGUGA